Schistosoma curassoni is the source of this 4395-nucleotide messenger RNA. The record is from the annotation of a GenBank genome assembly. Lineage: Eukaryota; Metazoa; Platyhelminthes; Trematoda; Strigeidida; Schistosomatidae.
AUACGCGCCACUCAUGAACUAGCGGUUUGGCGGACUUGGUCAAGUUAUGCAGGACCCUACGUUGCAGUUUUUGCGUACUUUAGUUACUCAUGGAGAAAACAAGUACUGUUUUGAUUGUCAUCAAAGAGGCCCGACGUACAUAAACAUCACAAUUGGUUCCUUUGUUUGUACAACAUGCAGUGGUGCUCUGAGAAAAUAUAACCACAGAGUGAAAUCAAUUUCAAUGUCAAAUUUUUCCCAGUCAGAGAUUGACUUCCUUUGCACUCGUGGAAACAAGGCAUGCCGAAAAAUAUAUUUGGCUCUUAGCGAAGACCAAACCAUGACUGAGAAAGACUUGAAAGAUGGAGCUUUAGAUAAUUAUUUAAGACAGAAGUACCAGCUACAAAAAUGGUAUCGCGAACCAACGUCACAGAUAGAAUCUGAAGCUUUGAAAGAAAAUCGAGAACUUCUUGAGCAGUCAGAGAAAAACAUGAAUCAGAAAGGCCAACGUAAUACAUGUGGUAAUGCAGCUGCUGGACUUAUUGUUCUGCCUACUCGUUCAAGUACUAAUCUUCCUUCCCAAAGCAAUCUAACCAGCGGGACAACACAAGUUAGUAAUGUCAAUGGAGACAGCUUGAUACCACAACAAUCUGUCACAAAUCAUUUCACCUUUAGUCAAAAACAGGAUGCAUUUAACAAAGCGACCGCUGAUCCAUUCGCUUCUUUUUCCACUCCAACUUCUUCCUCUUCAAAUACUAUUGCUGUUACCACCACUACCAUAACAACAACUACUACUACGAAGUCUGAUCUCUUCGCGAAUUUCUGUCCUGAUGUCCUUACUUCUAUAAAUAAUUCAACAGUUAAAUCAUUCCCUUCUAACAUAAAUCCUACUAUAUCGAAUAUUUACUCAAGUUCAUCGAUAAAUACAAUGUCUAGUUUCCCUGGUCCAAGUGGUGGAGAUAAGUAUGCCGCACUUGCAGAAUUGGAUGGUUUAUUUAAAAAUACCGGACUUAAAUCAAUGAAUCCAGAAAUAAUGGAAAAAGGUACAAAUGAUAUUACAUUACCUAAAACCAAUGUGUCUAGUGUAUCAGCCAGUCAAUGGGUCACCCCAUUCUCACCUCAUAUUUCUUAUUCCAAUAAUCCUGUUGUCGAAACAACACAUGGAUGGUCUGCGAAUACAUCUUUCAAGGAUAGUUUACAAUCACUCAAUCCCUUUGCCAAUCCAACAGUUGGAGUUCCAAAUCCUCCAGCUUUUAACAGAUUUACUAAUCCAUUCACAAGUUAUCCCAUUAUGACAGUACCUUCAAGUAUCAAUCAGUUUCCUGAAACUUUGAGUCUAUCUAAUCCAGAAAGUAAAAACCCAUUCCUCUCAAAUGCCCAGCAGUCAUUUAAUGCAAAUCCAUUUUCUAACUUGGCGAACUCUACAUCUGCCCAUUAUCAUUCACAAGUAACUGCUAGUUCUUUUUCACCCACCAUGCACCCAGCUAAUAAUUUUCCUACAAAAAUGAAUAAUCCCGUGGCUCUCUAUUUUCAUUAUGAUUCGCUGUAGAUGGAAGACCAGUGAUAAAAUCGAUAAACCAAACUGUUAACAAUAGUAGUUGCUUACGCUUAAUAAAUUUGGCCUAGAUGUAAAUUUAGGAAGAUAGAGUAUACAACGAAGGUGAAUGAUAUUGCUUCUGAAAAUGUGUAAGCAGCUAACAUUUUCUGAUUCACUCUAUUCUAAAAUGAAUUUUUUUCCCAAAAACACUGGAUUAUUGUUGACGAUCUUACUGAUCAAAGCUUCUGCAUGGCAUCGAUUUUCAAUGGAGUAGUUGGACAACUUGGUCAUACUAGUGAUUCUACUACUCGUUAUCAAUUGUCCAAUUUCAAUCCUUUCUGAAUAGAUAGAAAGAGAAAAAUAUUACAAUGAUACCAUGCUUUCUUUAUUGAAUAAUUUUGAUUUCAUUGUCGGUGAUAGAUGCUAUUCUCCUUUUUAAAAAAAAUACUUAAUUUAAGACCCAUUAUGACAUUCGAAUAGUGUGUGUGUGUAGGGGAGAAGGAGCGAAGUAGAUUUCAGUGAUACAGCAUUUUAUUUUCUGUUUUCCUCUCACUGUAUUUUUCCUCUUUAGUAGUAGUAGUAGUAGUGUUCUUUAGAAAUUUAUCAAUUUCACUUAUUAUUGUUAUCUCAUUGUCAUCAACAUCGUCAUAAUCAUUAGCGGUUUCCGUUCAUUAUACACGUGUGUUCCUUCUUUCCCCGUUAAUUUCAUCGAUAAUAAUAAUAAUAAUAAUAAUAAUAAUAAUAAUAAUAAUAAUAAUAAUAAUAAUAAUAAUAAUAAUAAUAAAUCUCUGAAUAUAAUACGUCGAAAUCAGUUAUUUUAAUCAGCAUCAGUCAACUCAUAUUUCACUCUUUCAAUACAGUUGGAGUAUGUGAACCACUUCAACAAUGUAUGUGUGUGUGUUGAAUUUUGUAAAACUAUAAUUGUUUUUCUUUACAAGAAAGAAAAAUCUCAUUUCCUUUUUAGAUCAAUCUAUGUGACAAUCAUUGAGUAACAUUCCGAGAGAAUUAUUACAUAAUAUUCUUGUUGUAUUUUUUCAAUGUUGAAAAAGAUCCAAUUUAUAAUUUAUGACUAUUUCAGUAAUUCUCUCUAUCUCUGUCGAUCUGUGUAUGUAUGUAUGUAUGUAUGUAUGAAUCUUGAAAUGACCUAUCUCUAUAAUGCUGAGCUAAUUACCUCUUUCUCUCUCUCUUUUAAUCUAUUCAAUCUAUUUACAAAUUGACUUGAUAACACUAUUGCUUUGACUCCUUUUCAAAAUUUACAAAAUCCUAGGCGUAUAUUGUAAUUCUUAACUGGAUUAUUAUCCUUUUGUUUUUAUUUUAAUGAUUAGUUUCUAUUUACUUUUUUUUUCUUUUUUUUAAUGAGAGAUAUUUUUCUUGAGUUUAUUUUCCCGUCCACUUUCCCAAUGAUAUAAACUUUCAAUUUAGUCAUUUGUUAUAACAACUAAUCUUUUGUUUGUUUGUUAGACAAUUCUGAUUAACAAAAUCACAUAACUACAAAUACGAAACUAUUUGAAUUGGAUCUCUGUUGUAAAUGACAAAAAGCAUACUAUACAUCUCAUUCAUUGGUGUGUGUGUGUGUGUGUUUGUGUUUAUAGCUCGUGUAAUAAAAGUGAGAUAAAUACAUUUCUUUUUGUGAAUGUCACUACUUAGUGUUUCCCAAUACAGAUCAUUACAGUGUGUACGGUACGCUAUAUGUUCUAGUCUAGCGUGUUUGUUUCAGUGAUGAUAAUGUAUGUGUGUCUGUGUAUGCUGUUUAAUAUUCAUUUUGGAUGUUUUUACUUUCGUGAUCAGUUUUUUAGGUGUCUAAUGUGUAGGUAUGCUUUACCCUGCAAUCUGAUUCUUAUCAUUAUUGGUUAAUGUAAUUAAUUCACUUGACUAUUGUUAAAUUAUUCACCUUUUUUUCUCUGGUAAAAAAGCGUUAAUUUUUUAUGUAUGCUAAUUAGACUCCGUCAUUAUUGUAUUAUAUAUGUGGAGCAUGUCAGUGCGUAUUCAUCUGCCGUCAUCAUUUAACUCAUUCCUCUCUCUCUCCAUAUAUACAUAUAUUCACUACAUCACACUACAGAUUCUCCGAUCAUUAUUAUUAUCAUUACUAUUCACAUUGUUAGCAGUAUUAUCAUAACAACUUAUUGAUAAUAAAAUUGAAUCGAAUAAAUUGUGUCCAAAUCGUAGUCUCAAUUGAAAACAGAAAUAUAAUUUAGUUUUUAUGUCUGAUCGUUUGUGUGUAUGGGUUCGUUUCUAAUCAUAUAUAUAUGUGCUAUGUGUGCGCGCGCUACCUUUUCGCAUUCCUUAUGGUCGAAUUCCUGUGUUGUUUUUUUAAUAUCUUAAAUUUACUUUCUAUUUCCGAUUUCAUUAGACUGGUUAAUGAUAAAAAUAACAAUAGCCAUAUGUAACACAUUAUUAUCAUCGUGUUCUUACAUCUUUGUUCCUUAUUUAUCUGACUAUUCUAACGAGGUGGGACGACUGAAGUAAUCAAUAUUGUCUUAUAAUUGAAGUGCUAACUGAGGGAAUUGUAUUGUCAUUACUAUAAGCAUACUAUGCAGUAGUUACCGUUUAAGUGUAACAUUCAUACAAUGUGUUAAGUGAUUCAUCUUAUUUCAUUUUUUAAAAGUAAAGUAUAGAAUUCACCUGUUUAAUUUUCCUUUAUUGUUAAUCAAAGUACAUUAUAAUUCUAAUCAGUCAUAACAUAGAUACUGGCACAAAUAUAGAUGUAAAUGAAAUCUGUUCAUUGAAACAAAAAAUUUCAAAGAUUGUUUCAGUAGAGUUCUCUCUUCGGCAAAUUCAUUUUUCAAAGCUUCAGAUCAAAAAUAUAUACUCGUUUUUUUCAGAAUGAUAAUGAAUAUAACUGUUAAUAAGAAUGAUGGUUAUGGUAAUAAAUUUGCUAA